AUGAAGAAAGAUGUCUCGUUGGAGCAACAUGAGCACAGGCAAUACGAAGAACCAAGUUCAAUACCAAAGCGUAAUCCCAACGGUGCUCUAUCUGGCCUCAGUCCUCUAACGCCUUUGAAGAAAACAUCAGAAGAAGGCUUGCGUCCAAGAUACAACCCUCCUCCGGUUGGGUUUGCAUAUUCCUCACCAAAUCUGAAGUCUUUAAAUAACUUCACAAAUUUUGAGCAAGCUCGCUUGAGAGAUGAUUAUCUAGCAAGCGCUUUAGGUAGCUUGGGCCGGAGCAGUAACUACGUUGAUCCCUUGUAUCGACAUUUGAAUCCUCAAAUGACCAAUGCUAAAAGCAGACCAGUGUGGAGUUUAAAUCAACCGCUACCACAUGUUCUCAACCAGAGUUUAGCCGAAAAAAUGAUUCAAAAAAAUGCGGAAGCUAGAUCGAGAGCAUCUUCAAGAUCUGGAUCACGAGAUGUAUCUAGGGCAGGUUCAAUGACCUCUUUGAAUGAUUGGAAACGUUUGAUGAGAUUAUCAACCUCGAAUACACGCCCCAAUGACAUCGAGUCUCAAUUGCCUAGGAACUACUCACAAUCUCAACCUCUGAAGCAGGGUUUGGAACGGAACGGAGAAACGGGACAAAGCGGGGCUGAACGUGGGCAAAAAGGUAUACCACCUUCUUCCCACGGUGCUAAAUUUACUUUGGGCGAUGAGAGUUAUACGUCAUCAACAGCAGAUGAUGAAAAACCAAAAAAUAUGAGACGUCAAAACGGAAGGACCCCUGUGCGGACUGAUAAUGAUCUACUGAAAGAAGAACUCAAUGAUACAUCUCAUCUAGAAGAGAGUGGUAAAGACGGCGGUGGAAGUGUUAUUUUACCGGAUGACGAGUCUGAGGAAAUGGCUUUCACAAACUACUGGGCGAAAGUGAGGUAUCUUCUACGAGAGCCUUUUGCAGAAUUUUUAGGAACUCUUGUUUUAGUUAUAUUUGGUGUUGGGGGGAAUCUUCAAGCAACAGUAACCAAUGGAGCUGGAGGUUCCUAUGAAUCUCUGUCAUUCGCGUGGGGGUUUGGAUGCAUGCUUGGUGUCUAUGUUGCCGGUGGAAUUAGUGGUGGCCAUAUAAAUCCUGCAGUGACAAUCUCCAUGGCUAUAUUUCGCAAAUUUCCUUGGAAAAAGGUACCAAUAUACAUAUUUGCUCAAAUAGUGGGUGCUUAUUUCGGGGGUGCCAUGGCAUAUGGAUACUUCUGGAGUUCAAUCACAGAGUUUGAAGGAGGUGCGUCUAUUAGAACCGCAGCAACAGGGGCCUGCCUCUUCACAAAUCCCAAAUCAUAUGUGACAUGGCGGAAUGCAUUCUUUGAUGAAUUCAUAGGUGCUGCAAUGCUGGUAGGGUGCUUGAUGGCACUGUUGGAUGACACUAAUGCCCCACCAGCAAAUGGGAUGACGGCCUUGAUCGUUGGAUUUUUGGUCGCUGCAAUUGGUAUGGCACUUGGCUACCAAACCAGUUUCACGAUCAACCCCGCCAGAGAUCUUGGUCCACGUAUUUUCGCCUCCAUGAUAGGAUACGGACCGCAUGCAUUUCACCUCACACAUUGGUGGUGGACUUGGGGUGCGUGGGGUGGUCCAAUUGCAGGUGGAAUUGCAGGUGCUCUUGUUUAUGACCUAUUUAUUUUUACCGGCUGUGAAUCACCUGUCAACUACCCCGACAAUGGCUACAUUGAGCACAGAAUACAAAAACUACUUCAUGCGGAAAUGGGCGAGCAAUCAAAUAUGGAUUCCCCAGAAGUAGAGCUGGAUGAAAGGACCUCAAGUAGUAAUAGCGCCAAGAUAUAA
Messenger RNA from Lachancea fermentati, 1815 nucleotides. Lineage: Eukaryota; Fungi; Ascomycota; Saccharomycetes; Saccharomycetales; Saccharomycetaceae. The record is from the annotation of a GenBank genome assembly.